CUAUAGUAUACAAAACAAUCCAAAAGGAGUAUCAUAAUGACUAAGAAUUAUUUCAUGUCAUUUUACUAUACAAAUAUCUUCUUUUUCUUAUUUUUUUUAUAUUUUAUUUUUCUUUUAUAUUUUAUUCUUCUUUUGCAUAUGCAUUUUUAAAAAUGGUUGCUAAACCUCGAAUUCUUGCUCGUGAUAAUGCUAAGACAAUAUUAACCAUCUUGAAAAAAAUCAUUGAAAAUGAUGAGGACAGUACUUCUAUUAUAGAUUAUCCUGUACUUAUUGGCUCUUGCGCUGCAAAAUGGCAUAUUCCUUCUUUUCGUGAUAUAAAUGAUUGGGAUUUAAUAGCAACAAUUUCACAAUCAAUUUCAAUUAUUAAUGAAAUUAAAACUAGUAAAACUUUUAAAUAUAUAAAAUUGGUUUAUUAUCCAGGAGGUGGACUAAAAAUCAUUGGAGAAUUUAUUGAUAGAUAUAUAUCUAAAGAUGAAAGUUCUAUCAUUUUUGAUAUUGAACUUGUUUCUGAUAAAUUUAAUUUAAAAAAAAUGAAAUCAAAUGAGGUUUUAGAUUAUGAUGAGAUUGGAAAUAAUGAUGAUGGUUAUUUUGAAAUUGAUAAAAUUGAUUUUGAAAGGAUUGAUUAUACUCAACCAAAAGCAAGUGGGUUAAUGAUUUUAGAACUGUGUUGUAACGUUGAAGAUAAAAUAUUGUUCCCAUUACCAUCAAACUUUUUAUGUAUUGUUGCUCCAUUAAAAAUCCUUGAAGCCUUAAAAACGUCUCAUAUAUGUUGGCCAACUGAUUUUCAUAAAAAUAUUGCAGAUUUGCAUUUAUUAAGAGACAUAUUGAAUUAUAAAGAUAUGUCAAUAAUAAGACCAUUAUGUAAUCCACAACGUGAUGAACUAAUUGAAUUUUUGUUGAAGACUCGUAUUAAGGAAACUGAAAAUAUACGAGGAAUACCGGGUGCACAUAUUAAUUUGAAUAUGACUAAUGAAGAAUUUUUGGAUAAUAAUGAUAAUCUUUUUGUACAAAGACGUAUUCUUCGUUAAAUAUGGUGAUCACCCAAUUUAUGAAAGUUUAAAAGAAGAUAAGUCUAAAGCAUGGAUGAAGAAAUCUCUCUUUGAAAAGAUUGACUAUCAAACAAAACUUAAUUGUGUAAAAGAAGAAGCAAUGGCUAUUGCACUUGAAAGAUAUCUUAUUCCAAUGACUUCUAAUAAUCAAGAAACUUCUUACAAUAUGGCGCUUGUUAAAAUUUGUACUACAUUAACUAAAGGCUGGUUUCGUCAAUUUGCAGUUGAUAAUUAUCCUCAACUUUUAAAACUUGAUAAAGAUUUGUUAUCAAUUGCAAAUGAUAUAAUUAGUAAAUAUCCUUUAAAGCAAAAAAAGAAACUUGCAUUAGUACCUGAUCCAGAGACU
Messenger RNA from Rhizophagus irregularis DAOM 181602=DAOM 197198, 1395 nucleotides. The record is from RefSeq and is a predicted model, not a curated record. Lineage: Eukaryota; Fungi; Glomeromycota; Glomeromycetes; Glomerales; Glomeraceae.